This is a messenger RNA of Humulus lupulus (European hop), 891 nucleotides long. RefSeq lists its product as uncharacterized. NCBI's taxonomy places the organism in Eukaryota, Viridiplantae, Streptophyta, Magnoliopsida, Rosales, Cannabaceae. The transcript has a single exon. The record is from RefSeq and is a predicted model, not a curated record. The coding region runs from base 1 to 891 and encodes 296 amino acids.
AUGCGGGAAAUGAUGCAGAAGUUCUCGGACGGAAGGUCCGUUCACGCUACCAAGCACAUGGAUCUGGUAUCAAGAACCACUGAGAAGUCUCCCUUCUCAGAAUGGAUUCAGAACGAGUCCAAACCGCAGGACUUCGUAAUCCCUCCUCUACCUGCGUUUAAUGGAAAGGGAGACCCAUUAAACCACCUGUUCCAAUUCCAGCAGAAGAUGGCCCUAGAAGCCAACAACAAAGCCAUACAAUGCAAAGUUUUUUCCACAACUUUCUCUGGGCCGGCCCUGCUAUGGUUUAGGCAAUUGAAACCUGGUUCUGUCAAUGGUUUUGGUGACCUCCAUCGAACCUUUCUCCAACAGUACAGUGCAAACCGUGAGGCACCAAGAACAAUGGCAGACCUCUAUCGGAUCGAGCAAGGGGAAAAUGAACAUCCAAAGUCGUACCUGCAGCGUUUCAUUGACCUCGUGCAUCAGAUCCAUGACGUCGACCCAGUCACUGCAGCUAAUCUCUUCGUCAAAAUCUUGCAGGUGGGAUCAUUCUUGCACGAAAACCUCACCAUUACCCCACCUUAUGACAUGGUUGAGACCCAGAUCCGCGCUGAGGGUGUCUUCAGAGUCCUGGAAUUUCGAGAGCGUGCACAAAAGAAAUCUGCGCUUAUCUCUGCUCCACCAACGAAUAACCCUCCUCCUCCGUCUGUGAAGGACGACAAGAGGAAGAGACAACAAACGGACCAUGCAAAAGAAGGGAAAAGGCCCAGACAGAAUCGAGAGUCACCACGAUACCCCUCCUUCGAAUACACCGUCCCUCAGGAAGUCAUUUAUGAAGAAAAUAAAGACAGACCCAUCUGGCGUGAGCCAUACAAAAUUACCACUCCUCCUGACAGAAGAGAUAAAAACUGA